Williopsis jadinii is the source of this 1069-nucleotide messenger RNA. RefSeq lists its product as uncharacterized. Bases 229 to 624 code for a protein of 131 amino acids. The record is from RefSeq and is a predicted model, not a curated record. NCBI's taxonomy places the organism in Eukaryota, Fungi, Ascomycota, Saccharomycetes, Phaffomycetales, Wickerhamomycetaceae. The transcript has a single exon.
GCUUGAUGAAGCUAUCCAGCUUAAUACACUGAACAGCUCAAUAGGCAUCAGCAUCACCAUAAUCACCGUCGCUUCGAUUACCGAUAAAGACAUGUUUCCCUAACCAAACUUCGGCAUCGUCGACGCUGAGCCCCUCGACGGCUAAAUCCAAGCUGUUACAACACAACGACACGCUGACACAACUCGGAGGUUCCAUCCAUCGAAUUGUUGUCUAUUAGUAUCAAUACAAUGGCCCCAUCAGUGAAGAGAGAGGACCUCAUAGUUCCAUACAUCCAUGUUUCACCGGCUAGCGAUCCAACCGCCGCCACAAAUGUUGUGUCUCAGUCCAUGCCAAUGGCGGCCAUGAUGAUGAAGAACAAGCUUCUUUCCUGGUUUACCAUCUUCAGUGCUGUUGGUGCCGUGCUGGCCUCAUCCCAUGGUGCUAAGACACCAGAGGGAUCUCAAUCACCAUUCCUACAGUUACUCAUGGCUGUUGUCGGUGCUGCUGUUUGCUACUUGGAUCUUUUGUAUCCAUCGUUUGGCGGAAUCAUGCCAAAGCCAGCGUCGCAGGCUGCAAAGACUGCUACUGAGGUAGUAGCAGCAACUGCAACAGCAGUAGCAGAAGCAGCAGCAGGUACAGCUUGAGGUGUGUUUUAUUUCUCACUUUUCUAUCGAUGUGUUCCUAUAGUGCUUAUGUCAUGUCUUGUUUUGUUUGUUUAAUGGUGCCACUAAAUAGUCAACAAGGUUCUAAAGGUAAACGUACUCAUUCAGUGCCGAUAUCCUCGUUCCACUCUUCAGGCUUCUCCUUGAUGAACUGUGCCAUCAGGUCCUUACACUGUUGGUUAUCCAUGUUGAUGACCUCAACACCUCUCUGUCUCAAGUAGUCCUCCCCACCGACAAAGGUGUCAUUCUCACCCAUGACCACCCUCUUGAUACCGUACAUGAUGAUGGCACCUGUGCACAUGUCACAAGGGGAAAGUGUGGUGUACAUGGUACAGCUCUUGUAGACGUUGCCUUUAAGUCUACCAGCAUUUUCGAGAGUAGAGAUCUCACCAUGGAGUGUUGCGGAGCCCUUUUGAAUUCUCAUGUU